AUGAGUGGAUGCCACGUUGUCGAUUCUGGGGUUAGCAGAAUCUUGGGAUCACGAGAGGAUCAGGAAGACAGGUAUAUCGCGCUCCACCCCGGGUCUCUGAAGUCGCGGAAAGAGCUUGCGCUCUUCGCCGUUUACGAUGGACACGGCGGCUCAGAGGCUGUAAAUCACGUGUCACAAAACUUUGUCACACAUCUCGAGCAACACUUUGGCAAACCAAAAGAAUCCACACCUGAAGCCUACCACUUAGCCAUCCAGCGAGCACUGAAAGCUGUAGACCGAGACCUGGAUAGAGCGGAUCUCAGCGGCGGGUCAACAGUAGCCCUUGUUCUCAUCGACACCAAACAAGGUAUCCUCGUUCAAGCCAAUCUCGGUGACAGUCAUGUCGUCUACGCAGAUCACCUGCCUGAAUCACAAUCGCCCACUACAGGAAGCGGAAGCAGUGAUAGCCCCAUCGAUGAUGACCUACCAACCGGGUGGUCUGUCGAGACCCUCAGUGAGGAGCAUGCCCCAGACAGCCCGGCUGAGAAGAAGAGAAUCGAGGAAGCGGGCGGGGAAAUCAAUUAUGGAACUGGUAUCGCUAGAAUAGGAGCCGUCAACAUGUCUCGCGCACUCGGAGACAUCGACUACAAAAAACCUCGAGUAAACCGUCUGGCAGGUCACAACUUGUCCGAUCUCCCUGGCGUCGAAACCGGUCUAGCUCCCGGCGCAAGUGCAAAGCAUGACCUGGUAUCGAACAAAGCACAUUUCGCAACACGCCACCUCCACGGCCAGAGUCUUAUCCUCCUCGCUUCCGACGGCGUAGGCGAUGCAAAAGAUGCAGAGGAAGUCACCAGACUAGCAGUUGAUCGAUGGAAACAAGGGGUCUCAGCAGCAGUCAUUGCGAAGGAGCUCACGAGUAGAGAGGGCAAAAUGAGGGGCGCUGACAAUUGCACGGUCAUUGUCGUAAUCCUCGAUACGGAAAAGAAGGGACGAAGAUCAAGAUCGGAUAGCAUGCGCGCAAGCCUGGAAAUACCAGAUAUCGAAGGAAGCGGGUCACGUCGGCGAAGGAGAUCAUCGAUUGCUAAGAUCAAGGACUGGAUACGUGAUUAG
Messenger RNA from Plenodomus lingam JN3, 1089 nucleotides. RefSeq lists its product as uncharacterized. The record is from RefSeq and is a predicted model, not a curated record. Lineage: Eukaryota; Fungi; Ascomycota; Dothideomycetes; Pleosporales; Leptosphaeriaceae. Gene Ontology annotation, molecular function: cation binding; [pyruvate dehydrogenase (acetyl-transferring)]-phosphatase activity. Gene Ontology annotation, cellular component: mitochondrion. Gene Ontology annotation, biological process: protein dephosphorylation.